GUUGUUUGGACACAGCUGACUGCUGUCUGGUAGAAGACAUAAGCCACACUAGACUAGCAGGACAGAUAUUUAACAGCCCACGGGGCAGGCGUACAGCUAGUGUAAACUGAGGAGGACGGUGGGCACCGGGCGGGACCGAGGCUUAAUCUUAGCAAUGCCAGGGCUCAGCCUCGCAGCGAGCUAACGCCUUAGCCCCGUCACAACCCACAGGGGCUGAACCCGAUGGCAACACCGAAGCGACGAUAGAGAGACAUCAACAGAGAGGAUUAGCUUAGUUUCAAUGUUAUUGCUAAUCAAACGCCACAAAUGCUCACAAUGUCCUGCUCUGGAAACCUGGUCUGGGAUGUAAAUAAACGACUGAUUGGAUACAGCGAGCCUAAUGCCAUCAGGACCAACUACUUAGGCAGAAGAGAGUUUGUCCAGAGGCUGAAACUGGAAGCAACGUUAAAUGUCCACGAUGGCUGCGUCAACACUAUAUCAUGGAACGACACAGGGGAGUAUAUCCUGUCGGGCUCAGACGACACCUUUCUGGUUAUUACCAACCCGUACAAUAAAAAGGUUAGGAAGUCUAUACGUUCAGGCCAUCGCGCCAACAUCUUCAGUGCGAAGUUCAUGCCCCACACCAACGAUCAGGAGAUCGUGUCCUGCUCCGGGGACGGCAUCAUCUACUACACGCACACCGAAAAGAGCGCCGAGUUCAACCGCCAGUGUCAGUUCACCUGCCAUUACGGAACCGCCUACGAGAUUAUGACUGUACCAAAUGACCCCUACACCUUUCUGUCGUGUGGGGAGGACGGCACGGUGCGGUGGUUCGACCUGCGCACCAAGACCAGCUGCACUAAAGAGGACUGCAAAGACGACAUCCUGAUUAACUGUCGAAGGGCAGCGACCUCCAUCUCCAUUUCUCCGCUGGUGCCCUACUACCUGGCCGUGGGCUGCUCCGACAGCUCCGUGCGAAUCUACGACAGACGCAUGCUGGGAACCAGAGCCACAGGUAACUACAUGGGCCGCGGGACGACGGGCAUGUGCGUCCGCUUCGUCCCCGCCCACCUGUCCAACAAGUCGUGCAGGGUGACGUCUCUGUGCUACAGCGAGGACGGCCAGGAGGUGCUGGUGAGCUACUCCUCCGAUUACAUCUACCUGUUCGACCCCAGAGACGACCAGGCCCGCGAGCUGAAGGGCCCGUCCGAGGAGCGGCGAGAGGAGCUGAGGCAGCCUCCGGUGAAGCGCCUCCGUCUGCGGGGUGACUGGUCCGACACCGGACCCAGAGCUCGCCCCGAGAGCGAGAGAGAGAGAGACGGCGAGCAGAGUCCAAACGUGUCUCUGAUGCAGCGGAUGUCGGACAUGUUGUCCCGCUGGUUUGAGGAGGCCAGCGAGGCUCAGGGCGGCAGGGGGGCCCGGCCUCAGACACGGCCCCGAGGCACCGCCGCGCGUCCGGAGGGGGCGUCCGACGCUCCGGCGGCGCCCGUCAGCCGGGAGGCCGGCGCUGCCGCGAGGCCCGCGGGGACGGACGCCGCAGAGGUACCUGAGAGCCCUGCCGCCGCUGCCGCCGCCCCCCUCCCUAAAUCCACUUCCUCUUCCUCCUCAGGGUCAUCGUCCACCGUCACUGCCCCCCCCCCCUCUAGCUCCUCCUCAGUGGAAAGCUCAGCCGCUUCCUCCUCCUCCCCGCUCACCUCGUCCCCCGACUCUGAGCAGAGGAGUCAGGAGGCCACGACCGGGACCCCCACGCCGACGGCGACGCCCACCUCGGAACCUGCGCUGUCAGAGUACGGCCCUCACCGGCUCCCCAUAAGCUUAGUGUGUAGGCGUUUGCAGAGGCUGCUCCGUCUGGCCGACCCCCCGGGACAGGGUCAGCGGGCGGCCCCCUCCUCUUCCUCUGAGGCCUCUGAGAGACAGUCGCAAAGAGCUGCUACCUCUGCUGCUGCUGAGACAGAUUCUCCCUCAUCUGUGGUAAACAAACAGCUGGGAUCCAUGACUCUUGACGAACAGCAGGGAGCAGCAGAGGCUGCAGGUCCACGUCCUGAGGAACCGGAACCAGAACCGGCACCAGUCAGCGCCAGUGCUCCCACCUCGUCCACCAGCACCACUGUGAGCGGCACCAGUCGACCCAGUGCCGCGGAGCCAGUACUCAGCUUGCACUACAGCUCAGAGGGAACCACAACAAGCACGAUCAAGCUGGACUUCACUGAUGAGUGGAGCAGCAGCACAUCCAGUUCUCUGGGCAGCGCAGGUCCAAAAGCGUCAGAGCCUGCGGCUGCACAAAGCAGAGAGAGUUUGUCACCACAGGGUUCAGUGUCAGAGCAAGGUCCCUCCGAGUCCUCAGGCCUGCAGAGUCUGCCGUCCGGCUCCGCUGAGCCUCCGUGCACCGCGUCCUGCUCAGGCGUGGCCGGCAGCUCUUCGACUCCGGCCCCAGCGGAGGCCUCCUCUGAGGGCGACAGCUCGGCCUCUUCGCCGCCAGAGAGGAACCCGAGGGACGGCGCGGAGGACACAUCCGGAGGCUGCCGGCGAGCGGAGCCCACGGCGGAGGAGGGACAGGAGGGGGAGGAGGUAAAGCCGCAGCCUGCACGAAGCAACCAGGACUCAGAUGAUAGCGAUGAUGAUCCCAUUCUCAUCCCAUCGACGAGGUUCCGAGGACAGGGACAGAGGUAUGAGAGGCCGGCUUACUUCAUCUUUAUGGAGUCAUGUUGCAUUGACUGUUUUAACUACAAAUCUGGAUUUGAUUCCAGAGGAUCUGCAGUAGGAGAUAGGAUGAUCAGACGCUCGGCAGCUGCUCGUAUCCAGGAGCUGUUUCGCAGGAGGAAGGAACGGAGGGAGAUGGAGGAGAGCGAGACGCAGAACAUCAGGAGACCGUCUGUGAAAAAGGUCUACAAAGGCCACCGCAACUCCAGGACAAUGAUAAAGGAGUCUUGUUUCUGGGGUAAAAACUUUGUGAUGAGCGGUUCCGACUGCGGCCACAUCUUCAUCUGGGACAGACACACCGCAGAGCACCUGAUGCUGCUGGAAGCCGACAACCACGUGGUCAACUGCCUGCAGCCGCACCCGUACGACCCCAUUCUGGCUUCUUCGGGGAUCGACUACGACAUCAAGAUCUGGUCACCACUCGAACAGGCGGCAUCGUUCGACCGGCUCCUCGCUGAUGAGGUUAUAACUCGAAAUGAGCUGAUGCUGGAAGAAACAAGAAACACGAUCACAGUCCCGGCCUCGUUCAUGCUCCGAAUGUUGGCUUCCCUUAAUCACAUCAGAUCAGAUCGACUAGAGGGCGAUCGCUCUGAAGGUUCAGGUCAAGAAAAUGAGGACGAGCAGUAGCCUGAUGGCAUUUUACUUUAAAGAAAACACUUUGAUUUUGCUAUAUAGCACUUGGGAAAAAACGUGAGAUUUGUACAAGUAUAGUGUAGAAAACUUACUUUUGAAAAUUAGUCUAAUUUCUACCCCCCGUGUUUUUUUAAGACGACUUUCUUACUGAUGUUUCUGUAUGAGGUAAAUCUACAUUUGUGUGAAUGCAAAGGAUUCAGUAUAUGUGAGUAUAUAUACAAAUAUAUAUAUAUAUAUAUACUGUGAGCUAAAUGACAGGAGGUGUGCAAGGUUGUUAAGUGCAAUAUUAUUUUGUUUUGAGAGAAAGGGUGGUCGGUGUUGAAGUGUGAUAUUUAGAGUUUGUAGCACAAAGUGUUGACGUGCUACUGUGUCAGUUUUGCAUGUAAACAAGAAAUUUAAAACAUACUUGGAAAAUGCUUUAAAUUUGUUGUUGGCAGGGAUUCUGCUCCCAAAUGUAUCAUGUCAGUGAUCGAAACCUUGACAAAAUUUGGGGAUAAUCCAAAUCUAGCUAAAUAGCGUCUCAGAUGUCUGCCCUUAAGCUAAAGGUGACCGAGCCACAUGCAAACAAACCGACUUAAAUAAAUUCAAGAACAAACAAA
Betta splendens (Siamese fighting fish) is the source of this 3911-nucleotide messenger RNA. It is a transcript of the gene dcaf6, whose product is annotated as ddb1 and cul4 associated factor 6. The transcript has 20 exons. Gene Ontology annotation, molecular function: protein binding. Gene Ontology annotation, cellular component: cytoplasm; Cul4-RING E3 ubiquitin ligase complex. The record is from RefSeq and is a predicted model, not a curated record. The coding region runs from base 307 to 3306 and encodes 999 amino acids. Lineage: Eukaryota; Metazoa; Chordata; Actinopteri; Anabantiformes; Osphronemidae. Gene Ontology annotation, biological process: positive regulation of transcription by RNA polymerase II.